CGUGGCCCCUGCGUGCCAUGUGGCAGCUCCUGCUGGCCCUCGUGAGCCUGUACUACCUUGUGCGCUGGCUCCGGGAGCGCCAGGUGGUGAGCAACCUCAGCGACAAGUAUGUCCUCAUCACGGGCUGCAGCUCCGGCUUCGGGCACCUGCUGGCCCGGCAGCUGGACCGGCAGGGCCUGAGGGUGCUGGCUACCUGCCGCAACGAGGCGGAUGCAGAAAAGCUGCGGGCCCAGGCCUCAAGCAGGCUGGAGACCGUGAUCCUGGACGUGACCAAGUCCGAGAGCAUCGCUGCGGCCGUCCAGUGGGUGAAGGAGCGCACAGGGUCACGAGGACUCUGGGGCCUGGUCAAUAACGCUGGCACCGGUGUGCCCCUGGGCCCCAAUGAGUGGCUGACCAAAGAGGACUUCAUGAAGGUCCUGGACGUGAACCUGCUGGGGUUGAUCGAGGUGACCCUGGGCAUGCUGCCCCUGGUGAGGAAGGCGAGGGGCCGCAUCGUCAAUGUGUCCAGUGUUGGGGGCCGACUGUCCCUUUUUGGUGGCGGCUACUGCAUCUCCAAGUACGGCGUCGAGGCCUUCUCGGACUCCCUCAGGGAGCCUGUUUCCGCGGGGGCGUCACAGCCGGGCAGGCCCCUCUGCGGCCCUGUCCGCUUUGCCGAGCGCGCAGGGAGCCUCUCUCUGUGCUCCUUGAGUCGGGGGGACCCUGCAGUCGGGUCCCGCUUGACCUUCCUCUACAUCCCCAUGAGCUACCUGCCCACCUGUGUGGUGGACGCUGUGAUGUGCUGGUUAUCCCCAAAGCCUGUGGGGGGUGACUGA
Molecule: messenger RNA, 812 nt
Organism: Condylura cristata (star-nosed mole)
Lineage: Eukaryota; Metazoa; Chordata; Mammalia; Eulipotyphla; Talpidae
Product: retinol dehydrogenase 7-like
Exons: 4
Coding region: 18-812 (264 amino acids)
Molecular function (GO): oxidoreductase activity
Source: RefSeq, a predicted model, not a curated record